UCUGAGGAGGCUGUUGGUGCUGAGGACACACACACAUACACAUACACACACACACAAACGGUUCGUGAAACCUCUGCCAGACUGAAACUCGGAUGAUUCAAAGCUUUCAGUCAAAUGACAUCGGACACUUGGAUAUAAGGAAGAAACUUCACAUUUUUUUCUUGUUAAGUUGUUCAACCACUCGCUCCGAGUCGACAGUGGCUUCUUGAAAACAGUCGCAACGCGGAGGUCUGAGGGAAAUAUUUCGCGGAGAGACGGAAAGAGAGGGAAGGAUUGGGAUGCUGGUUCCGCGCGCGCUCCGCUCCUUGCUGUGCGUCCUGAGCUGCGCGUGGCUGCACACCGGAGCGGCCUCGCGGCUCAAGUCCCCCGCUCUGCCCAUCCAGUCAGAGAGAGAGCCGCUGCCCUUCAAAGGCUUGUCGGGAUGCUCAUUUGGAGGUCGGUUCUACUCCCUGGAGGACACAUGGCACCCAGAUCUGGGGGAGCCGUUUGGCGUCAUGCACUGUGUCCAGUGCCACUGCGAACCUCAAAAGAGUCGCCGUGGGAAGGUGUUCGGGAAGGUCAACUGUAAGAACAUCAAACAGGACUGUCCGGACCCGAACUGUGAUGAUCCAAUCCUCCUGCCGGGGCACUGCUGCAAAACCUGCCCUAAAGAUGAUGACAAGAAGCAGACGGACUCUGUGCUGGAGAGCUUUGAGUAUUUCCAUGAGAAGGGCAAAGAGAAGGAGGACGACCUCCACAAAUCUUACAAUGACAGAUCUUACCUGAGCUCUGAGGACAUGGGGCCCGGGGAGAGUCGCACCGAUUUUGUAGCCGUGCUGACGGGAGGUACAGACUCAUGGAGCUCCAGUGGUGUUGCCAGAGCUCGCUUCUCUCUCACCCGAACCAGCCUGGCCUUCUCCAUCACAUACCAGAGAAUGAGCCGUCCAAGUAAAAUAGUCUUCCUGGAUUCAGAUGGGACCACUGCCUUUGAGUACAGGGUUCCCAAGGGACAGUCAGACAUGAUCUGUGGUGUGUGGAAGAACCUGGCCAAGCCUCUAAUGCGACAGCUGCAGUCUGAACAGAUGCGCAUCCGCAUGACUACGUCGACGAGCCGGCGAGAGGAGGUGGAGGGGAAGAUCAUCAAACACAGAGCUCUGUUCGCUGAGACGUUCAGUUCAACGCUGACAUCCGAGCAGGAGAAUUCAGGCAUGGGAGGCAUCGCCAUGUUGACGCUGAGCGACACAGAGAACAACCUUCACUUCAUCCUCAUCCUGCAGGGACUCGUCACACACAAAGACAAAGAGCCUCUUGUGGUGCCCAUCCGAGUGCAGCUCGUGUACCGCCAACACGUCCUGAGAGAGAUCCGAGCCAACAUCACCUCUCACGAUCCAGAUUUUGCUGAGGUGCUGACAGACCUGAACAGCCGCGAACUCUUCUGGCUCUCUCGCGGUCAGCUGGAGAUCGCCGUGGCGACAGAGGACCAGGAUCCCCGACAAAUCUCCGGAUUCAUCACCGGCAGGAAAUCUUGUGACACUAUUCAGAGUGUGAUGUCCAGCGGUGAUGCACUGACGCCGGGGAAGACGGGAGGCGUGGGAUCGGCCAUCUUCAACCUCCACGACAACGGCACGCUGGACUACCAGGUUCAGGUUGCAGGUCUCACCAGCGACGUGGUCGGCCUCACCAUCGAGCUGAAGCCGAGGCGGCGUAACAAGCGCUCGGUGCUGUACGACCUGACGCCGGAGUACAGCAAGGCCACGGGGCAGGCGGCGGGCAGCUGGAGCCGCAUGGAGGCGCGACACAUCCACAUGCUGCUGCAGAACGAGCUGUUCAUCAACGUGGCCACGGCGCACAGCCAGGAGGGGGAGCUGAGGGGGCAGAUAAAGGCUCUGCUCUACAGCGGCCUGGAGGCGCCCAGACACGAGCUGCCCACGCCUCUGGCCGGUCACUUCGUGUCUCCGCCUGUGAGAACCGGCGCCUCCGGGCACGCCUGGGUGUCCGUGGACAAGCAGUGUCACCUGCAUUACGAGAUCGCCGUCGCGGGCCUCAGCAGGGCCGACGACCUCGCCGUGAACGCCCACCUCCACGGGCUGGCUGAGAUCGGAGAGAUGGACGACAGCACCGCCGCGCACAAGAGGCUGCUCACCGGCUUCUAUGGAUCACAGGCUCAGGGAGUAUUAAAGGACAUCAGUGUUGAAUUACUGCGACACCUGGACCAGGGAACAGCUUUCAUUCAAGUCAGCACCAAGCUCAACCCCCGAGGAGAAAUACGAGGACGGGUCCACGUGCCGAACAACUGUGAGUUCGGGACCAGAGGGGACGUGGAUGAGGCCGAGUUUGACGACCUUUUUGUGAAGGACCCGGAGGAGCUGAAGAAAGACCCUCACACCUGCUUCUUCGAGAACCAGCACCACGCUCACGGCUCCCGCUGGACGCCCAGCUACGACAAGUGCUUCUCCUGCAGCUGCCAGAAGCGAACGGUGAUCUGUGAUCCAGUCAUCUGCCCGGUGUUGACCUGCUCCAGGACCAUCCAGCCUGAGGACAAGUGCUGCCCCGUGUGUGACGAGAGGAAGGAGCCCAAGGACAUGAAAGCUCCAGAGAGAGUGGAAGAACAUCCUGAAGGUUGUUACUUUGAAGGAGACCAGAAGAUGCAUGCCCCUGGAACCACAUGGCAUCCCUUUGUACCUCCCUUUGGCUACAUUAAAUGUGCUGUCUGUACUUGCAAGGGAUCUACAGGGGAGGUGCACUGUGAGAAGGUGACGUGUCCCGUGUUGACCUGCAGUCAUCCCGUGAGACGUAACCCCUCCGACUGCUGUAAAGAGUGUCCGGAGGAGGAGAGGACGGCGGCGGGCCUGGAGCACAGCGACAUGAUGCAGGCCGACGGCCCCCGCCACUGCAAGUUCGGCAAGAACUAUUACCAGAACAGUGACAACUGGCAUCCCUGGGUCCCGCCGAUGGGCGAGAUGAAGUGCAUCAACUGCUGGUGUGACCACGGUGUGACCAAGUGUCAGAGGAAGCAAUGUCCAGUACUGACCUGCUCCAACAUCACCCGUCCAGAGGGCUCAUGCUGUCCUGAAUGUGUUGACUCCAAAGAGGAAGACGACCUGAUGAUGAAAGUUCCAGACAAAAGACGAACCUGGAGACACUGAUCUGUGGGGAGACGCAUACACAGAAAAACCCAUUUCUACCAUUUCUACCCAUUGAAACCCUCACCCUCCCAGAUGGACCCGA
This is a messenger RNA of Seriola dumerili (greater amberjack), 3207 nucleotides long. RefSeq names its product chordin (gene chrd). The record is from RefSeq and is a predicted model, not a curated record. The coding region runs from base 279 to 3125 and encodes 948 amino acids. NCBI's taxonomy places the organism in Eukaryota, Metazoa, Chordata, Actinopteri, Carangiformes, Carangidae. The transcript is spliced from 21 exons. Gene Ontology annotation, molecular function: protein binding. Gene Ontology annotation, biological process: multicellular organism development.